This is a messenger RNA of Aspergillus clavatus NRRL 1, 2268 nucleotides long. RefSeq names its product sucrase/ferredoxin-like domain-containing protein. Bases 1 to 2268 code for a protein of 755 amino acids. The record is from RefSeq and is a predicted model, not a curated record. The transcript has 3 exons. Lineage: Eukaryota; Fungi; Ascomycota; Eurotiomycetes; Eurotiales; Aspergillaceae.
AUGGCCUGGAAUCUCUACCGCAUCCUUAACUAUACGGCCUUUAUCUUCUUCUCCGUGGUUCUCUUCUGCCUGAUCAUCUUGACCCCCGUGGACGCGAUCUACCAAUGCUACAAAACGCACCGGCUCACAAAUAUCUUCUUCAUCACCGGCGCAUACGUGGCGACAUUUAUCCUCGCCGCCCUCAUCUACGCGACCCGGAUCUACACGAAUCGCACCGUCCUCUCCGCGAUCCCCAAGGCAUGGAUCCCCGUCGAGAAGGAAGACGUCGGCAAGAGUGUGCGGCGCCUGGUGAUGGAAGGGCUGGCACGCAGCGCAAUCAUCGCCUACCAGGCGCGCCCGCGCAAUCUGGCAAUUGAGGGAGACAAAUUCGCCGACUACCGGAUGCUCCUGGUGGAUCGCGACCGGCCGCCUUGGGGUCGGGUUGAGCAUCCCGGCUGGUCGUCCCCUGCGUCGCCGGAUCUGCCAAAUCUGCCGUAUCGCACCGUUGUGCGGGAGCUGCCACAUCUCAUCGAGGCGAAGGCCGUUUCGCUGGCGCCGCCGGAUCCUUUUGUGGCGGCUCAUCGUCCCUUCGGUACCUCUUUCUCCGAAACUGAUCGCUCUGUGCCGGAUACGCGGGUGGUGGAGGUGCUACGGAGGCCGGCAUCGAUGGGGCUGCGGGAGUACAUGCAGCAUCUCACGGCGUUGAAUCUGGUCAAUCCUCCAGAGGUUGGUGCGGACUUUGUCGCGCGUUACGAGCGCACUCGGUUCUCGUCACGCACACUCCAUGACAACGAGUUCAGAGAGCUCAUGCAUGUCUUUGCAGAUGUGCUGAGGGGGAUGACGGAUCUGGAUCAGAGGAUGGUAGAUGAGAUCAGAGGAGGAAGCUCUCGCGGUGAUAGCGAGUCCCUAAUUGGCCCAUCGGAUGAAGAAGGGGAGACAGAUACAUUGGAGUUUUUCGAUGACAGCGAGUCAUUGUCCCGGCGACGGAGCAAUAUCUCGCAUCCUUCAGAUGCUUUGUCGGCCUGGGAGCGCCGCUCAACACAUACUGCACCGGCUACGCCGAGCCGGGGAUCGCCUACUGCAGCUCGACAUGGCGCCCUGUAUCGUACAUUGGCGACUCCUCGCACACCCUCGACGCGAUCGCUCAGAAGAGUACAAUCCAACGUCUCUGGCAGCUCUGGUGGCAGUGUCAUUCACCUGGCUUUCUUCCGUCGCGGUACCUCGCUAUUCGGCUCGACGCCGUCCGAGUCGCCUAAGGAAAGCGGGGAGAUCGAGGACUUCCGCAAGGCUCCCACACACGACGCGCUCUUCCCUAAAGUCGACCCCGCCGUGGACGGGGAGGAGUGUCUCCAUGACUGCGCCUCGUGCACCGUGAAGUAUCCGGCCAAGUUCGACGUGGAUUUCGAGGACGAGCUGUACGGGCACGUGAAUGGCUGGGCUACGCAUCUGCUCGUGGCCACGGGCAAGACGGACUGGGUGAGGGACGUUGCGGACGAGCCGGGCAGCGUGAUGGAAGCGAUUGAGAAGGGCGGACUGGUGCCCAGCAAUGGGAACCUGAAGCUGUCCGCAUCCAACAUGCCCGUCCCGGACGAUUACCAUUACCACGAGGCUGGCAAACAGCCCACCAACGUCCUCAUCCUGCCCGGCUUCACUGUGGUCGAGCAGGUGACGCCGGCUCUCGCACCGGACCUGAUCAAGCACUUUGUCAACCGCUCCGCGACAACCACCACGCCGCUGGGCAGCAUUUCGGAGCCAGUAACACACACAGAUGAUGCCAGAGACACGACGGAGCAGCAGCAGCAGCAGCAGUCGCCGCAGGCCGACCUACAAUUAUCCACGCCGCUGCGGUCGCGGCCCUGUGGCCACGCGGCCGUGAUCCUCCUCUGCUCGCAGCGCACGCGGGACGCGCGGUGCGGCCAGUCCGCGCCGCUGCUGCGCCGCGAGUUCGAGCGCCAUUUGCGCCCGCUGGGCAUGUACCGGGACCUGAACGACGAGCGGCCGGGCGGGGUGGGCAUCUACUUCAUCAGCCACGUCGGGGGCCACAAGUACGCGGCGAACGUGAUCGUGUACCGGCGCCGGGACUUUGAGUGGUACCGGAAAGAGAAGACGGGGGAAGGAGAGGCCGGGGAGGUCGACGAGGGUGCGGCGCAGGGGAUCUGGCUUGCGCGGGUGCGGCCGGAGGACUGUGAGAAUAUCGUCCGAUAUACCGUGCUGCAGGGCAAGGUGGUUAAGCCUGGGCUGCAGCUGCGAGGAGGGUUUGAUCGGGAACGGGGGAUGAUUAGCUGGUGA